Castor canadensis (American beaver) is the source of this 1211-nucleotide messenger RNA. Lineage: Eukaryota; Metazoa; Chordata; Mammalia; Rodentia; Castoridae. The record is from RefSeq and is a predicted model, not a curated record.
GAAUGUUGUGGGCAACCUGGGACAUUCUUUCUUCAGUCAAAGUUUCCUCGGCAGUAAAGAACAUGGUGGAUUCUUAUAUGUGAUAUCUACCUACCAGUCACUGCAAGACCUAGUACUUCCAACCCCACCUUAUUUGUUUGGGAUUCUCAUUCAAAAAUGGGAAACUCCUUGGGCUAAAGUGUUUCCCAUUCGACUAAUGUUAAGACUUGGAGCUGAGUAUCGACUUUAUCCCUGCCCACUCUUCAGUGUCAGAUUUCGGAAGCCAUUAUUUGGAGAAACGGGGCAUACCAUCAUGAAUCUUCUUGCAGACUUCAGAAAUUACCAGUAUACUUUGCCAGUAGUUCAAGGUUUAGUAGUUGAUAUGGAAGUUCGGAAAACAAGUAUCAAAAUCCCCAGCAAUAGAUACAAUGAGAUGAUGAAAGCCAUGAACAAGUCCAAUGAGCAUGUCCUAGCAGGUGGUGCCUGCUUCAAUGAAAAGGCAGACUCUCACCUUGUAUGUGUACAGAAUGAUGAUGGAAACUAUCAGACCCAGGCAAUCAGUAUUCACAAUCAGCCCAGGAGAGUGACUGGUGCCAGUUUCUUUGUGUUCAGUGGUGCUCUGAAAUCAUCUUCAGGAUACCUUGCCAAGUCCAGUAUUGUGGAAGAUGGCGUUAUGGUCCAGAUCACUGCAGAGAACAUGGAUUCCUUGAGGCAGGCGCUUCGAGAAAUGAAGGACUUCACCAUCACCUGUGGGAAGGCAGAUACAGAGGAUCCCCAGGAGCAUAUCCACAUUCAGUGGGUGGAUGACGACAAGAAUGUUAACAAGGGGUAAAUGCAUCCAACUUCCUCCCUGUGGCACUUAGUUAGGAGAUAGGCUCUGGGCUUUGUCUACUGUCCAGACUGGUAGCCUACCUAAGAAAAAGUAAUGUUUAACAGAAUUUUACAUAUCUGAUUUCUUUGCUUAAUUUCUAAAGCAGCUUCUGUAUAUAUUUUUAAGGGAAGGUUGAUGAAACAAAAGUAUUUCUAAAGUUACUGAGAUAAUAGAAAUACCUAAGCCUUUUAUGAUUUACAAAUAUUUUACUAAUGCUGUUUAAUUUGAUAUAGUAGUUGUUAUUAUUCCCAUUUUACAGAUGGGUAAACAUGUACCAAAAGGCUAAAGACUUGUCAGGCCCACAAAACUAGUAUAUAAAACCAUGUCCCUUGGCUUCAAAUUCUAUACUCUUUCCUAGCGU